This is a messenger RNA of Selaginella moellendorffii, 849 nucleotides long. RefSeq names its product CTD small phosphatase-like protein 2. Gene Ontology annotation, molecular function: phosphoprotein phosphatase activity. The transcript is spliced from 3 exons. Bases 1 to 849 code for a protein of 282 amino acids. The record is from RefSeq and is a predicted model, not a curated record. NCBI's taxonomy places the organism in Eukaryota, Viridiplantae, Streptophyta, Lycopodiopsida, Selaginellales, Selaginellaceae.
AUGGGUCAAGAGAACUUGUUGCCACCGCAGGUUGGCGCUCAGGUUGGCCGCCCAACUCUGGUGCUCGAUCUUGACAACACUUUGAUCGAUGGAAGCGUCUCACGGCCCGGCCUCGAUCAAUUCCUCCACGCUGUCAAGGAUUUGUAUGAGGUUGUGCUAUUCACAGCAGGAACUCGAGAGUGUGCAGAGAAGAUCGUGGAUGAGAUUGAUCGAAAGCAUGGGAGCAUCGCACACCGGUUGUACGGGGAUUCAUGCGUGGAUUUUGUGAUCAAGCCAGCAGCUCUGCUAGGCCGGGACAUGAAGAGGGUCGUGGUCGUGGAUGACAAGCCCGAGAUGUUCAAGAAGAAUGUGGAGAAUGCAUUGCCCAUCAAGCCCUUCUUCUCCAAAGGGAAUGGUGACGAUGAAGAUGAGGAGCUGCUCAAGCUCAUCCCUUUUCUCACCUUGCUUGCCAAGAUGAAUGAUUUUAGGGCUGCAAUCUUCGAAUGGAAAAAGCAGAAAACACAAAAGUCUUCUUCAUCUGAUGAUGUUGUUAUCAGGUCUUGGGCAGACAGUCCCUUGGCUUGGAACUUUGAGAGGAGCUGCAAGACACCAGAUGUUGGCACUGGGAUGGCCGUGAGCUCCACCUCUUUCAAUGUGAAUCAGGAUCAUCGCUUGGCACUGGUGGUGCUGAAGAAGUUGGCUCAAAAGAAGAGCUUAAACGAAAGGAAGAAAGGGAAAGUUCAAACACUGAGCAAGUAUGGACCAAGAGCAAGAGGGACACUGGCUCUCCACUGCGGCCUUGAUAUUGUCAAUGACAUCAACGAACAGCACAGUGUUGCUGAUGCACAGGAUUCAGCUGACGAGCUUUGA